AUGGAUCCUCGAGGACAAAACCCCUUCUACGAAUCCGCUAUCGUCGACGACGACUCCGCCAAGGGAACCAAUACGACGUCCUCAGGCCACCUCGUGUCCCAAUCGCCACUUCCCCGAUCCAGAUCCUUCUCCGACGGCGGCCCGUCCGGUCCCAAACUCUCACCCUCCCCGAACAUCAUCGCAGCCGCUUCCUCCCGCCGAACAAAAGACGACAUAGCGCUCAAAGACACCACGAUCUCCACCCCCGCCUCGCUGUCCGCCUCCACACCCUCUACGCCGUGCCGCGAUGAGUUCCCCCGCCGAGGUCUCAACCUCCAGGCACCACCGAAUCGAGACUUCACGUCCCCGGGCGGCCCUACGUCAUCGCACCAGCCCGGAAGCAACAGUCCGUACUUCGCCGGCCGAGUCGCCCCGCUGAGUCCGAAGCUCGACCCUUCGCAGGUGUUUGCUUCGCCGACUAAUAUUUUGCCGCGUCGAUCGAGGGGUCUGGACUUUUCAAGGGCUGCGACUAGUCUACACCAUUCGAUGCUCGCUGAUCAGUCGAGUCCCGACUCGAGUCCGACCAUGGGUGGGAGGGCGAUGAAUAUACCGAAUCGAAGGAGUGGUGACUUUAGUAGCACGGAGCAAUCGUCCAACUCGCUCUGGUCUGUAAUGGGUAGCCAGGAGAGGAUGAACCUGUCGGGUUCUUUGGGGAGCGUUCCGGGGAUUGUGCCGUCGGAUUCAUCUUCCAGCUCCGACGACGACGUCAUGGACGAGGAUAUGGAUGAGAGCUAUCUGACUACUCCGCAGGCUAAGGCUACGAUAUCCCUUGGCGGCCCACAGCCUGCUCCAUGGUCCCUGGGGGGCUCGCCCGCCGUCAGCAGCUUGAUGAACUUCCAGCAACGACAACGGCCGAAGAAGCACCCGAAGCGCCGUCUCCGUGCGGGUCUCGGCCUUGGGGGUAUUUUUCCAAGUGGUGUGUCCAAGUCACCGCCGAACGGCAUGGCCAUGGACGUGUCUCAUUCGCGGCGCGAGAGUAUUAGCUGGCAAGCUAAUCAGCUGCAUCUGUCGGGGAGCGAGGGCGAGGAUGUCUCGUCGAAGGCGGAAAAUCCCCUGGGAACUCCGAGCCGUGAUCGUAGUGUUAUCCGUCGCGUUGUUACCAGGAGGGGGAAUCUCUUUCCGAAAACGAAAGGAUUCGCCCGUAUUCGAGCCGCUCUAGCGGAAGAAAGCGCCCCAGUCGAGGCCGAAAUCUGCAGAGAGGCAGAAGUCGUCCGCCAGGUCCUCGAGAGCGAUGUACCCUACGAGCGCGGACCGACCGCCAUCCCCCCGCUCUCUGCCCCUACCACCACCAACUCCUCUCCGUCCCUCAAGCCCCAAGACGACAUGGACGAUAUGAUCACUGACUCGGGCCUCGGUAUAUCCUCCACGUCUCGCCUGCAACAACAGCAACAACAACAACAACCACCCCCUCUCAAGGGCCUUCUCCCCAGCGCCCGCCUCCCCUGGGACGCUGCCGCUGCCGAGCCCACAAGCAACACCUCAAGCGCCUACACCACGCCACCACUCCCGCCCUUCCGACCCCGCGGCUCCUCCACCAUCAGCGAAGACAUGUCCAUGGAUUCCCAAAGCGGUCCCUUCUCCUCCUCCACCCAACCGCAACCGCCCUCGGCCGCCGAAAUCACCCGCCGCAUCAACAACAAGCGCCGCCGCGACGACGACCUCGACCCCGUAGCCCUCAAGCGCCGCGCCGUGAGCCCCAGCGUCAGCGUGCACAACUCGCCCGUCAUGCAGAGCCCCAUGCAGCGCGACGCGGCGCCGUGGGGGUCCAGACCCGGGAGUAAUUGCGGUGAUAGGGGCGGAAGCAGCGCGGCGAGCGAUUCGGGGAGCAUAGGCGGAACGCCGGGGAGUGUGUCUGUUGGGGCGACGGGGAGGAUUGGUGGUGGGGGGAAGGGGAGGGUUGGGUUUCAGGGGAUGGUGGAUACGAGUGAUGGGAUGAUGAGGAUGAGUAUUGAGUAG
This is a messenger RNA of Scedosporium apiospermum, 1995 nucleotides long. RefSeq lists its product as uncharacterized. The transcript is spliced from 2 exons. The record is from RefSeq and is a predicted model, not a curated record. Lineage: Eukaryota; Fungi; Ascomycota; Sordariomycetes; Microascales; Microascaceae. Gene Ontology annotation, cellular component: site of double-strand break. The coding region runs from base 1 to 1995 and encodes 664 amino acids.